Messenger RNA from Eublepharis macularius, 735 nucleotides. Its product is annotated as purpurin-like. Lineage: Eukaryota; Metazoa; Chordata; Lepidosauria; Squamata; Eublepharidae. Gene Ontology annotation, molecular function: retinol transmembrane transporter activity; retinoid binding. Bases 1 to 735 code for a protein of 244 amino acids. The transcript is spliced from 5 exons. The record is from RefSeq and is a predicted model, not a curated record.
AUGAGACACACACAGUGCACAUUCCUGGUGGUUCUUCUUUCCAUCUUUGAUGACUGCUUGGCACAGACUUCGUGUGCAGUAGAGUCUUUCUCUGUGAAGGAAAAUUUUGACCCCCAGAGGUAUGCGGGUAAAUGGUACGCCCUGGCUAAGAAAGACCCAGAAGGCCUAUUUCUACAAGAUAACAUCUCAGCUGAAUACACAAUCGAGGAGGAUGGCACUAUGAUUGCGUCUUCUAAAGGCCGAGUGAAGCUUUUUGGAUUCUGGGUGAUCUGUGCAGACAUGGCGGCCCAAUACUCAGUGCCUGACCCCGCCACACCAGCAAAAAUGUUCAUGAAUUAUCAAGGCCUGGCCAGUUAUUUGUCCAGUGGAGGUGACAACUACUGGGUGAUCGACACAGACUAUGAUAACUAUGCCAUCACUUAUGCCUGCCGAAGUCUGAAAGAGGAUGGCUCCUGUGAUGAUGGCUACGCCAUUAUUUUCUCUCGCAAUCCUCAGGGCCUCCCCCCAGCCAUUCAGCGUGUUGUGCGCCGAAAACAGGAAGAAAUCUGCAUGUCAGGCCAGUUCCAACCAGUGCUACAAUCAGGAGCUGGAGACAGCCAGUGCAAGAACCUCAGCCUGCCAAUGACCACAUGGGAUAGCUUGGUUGAAAGUAGCCGGCUGAAGAAGGACGACAUGGGGAUGUUCAAGAGGCACGAGAGAAGCUGCCGUAAGAACUGUAGCUUGCAUUUUGAAUGA